AUGGACAGAAAGGUAGAGAGAGAACUAGAGGAUGCACAAGGUGAAAUAAAAGAGGCGAUCAAAGAGGAGAAGAAAAGGGGUGCAUCUAUAUCUGAGCUGGAAAAAGAGUCAGAAAGAAUGGAUGACUCCCUAGGGAGCAUGCAAAUGGAGACGCAUGCAGCAAAGAAUAGGCUCCUUAGGAAGAGUAUUAUUUGGGUGUCACUAUGCAUUCUUAUUGUAUUGAUAGUUGGGAGUGUCAUAUUCUUGUAUAUAUAUGAGAAGAUAAAGGCACUAAGAGGUCAAUAA
Molecule: messenger RNA, 285 nt
Organism: Nematocida ausubeli
Lineage: Eukaryota; Fungi; Microsporidia
Exons: 1
Coding region: 1-285 (94 amino acids)
Source: RefSeq, a predicted model, not a curated record